Mus musculus (house mouse) is the source of this 5882-nucleotide messenger RNA. It is a transcript of the gene Nphs1, whose product is annotated as nephrosis 1, nephrin. Bases 336 to 4064 code for a protein of 1242 amino acids. Gene Ontology annotation, molecular function: myosin binding. The record is from RefSeq and is a predicted model, not a curated record. Gene Ontology annotation, cellular component: plasma membrane. Gene Ontology annotation, biological process: glomerular basement membrane development; podocyte development; protein localization to synapse. The transcript has 31 exons. Lineage: Eukaryota; Metazoa; Chordata; Mammalia; Rodentia; Muridae.
UGGGAACCGCACAGCUUGUCCUGACAGCUCCGGUGCAGCCCAGCUGGGCGUUCCCACGCAGCGCAGCUGGCAGAGCAGGGCCCCCGAGGAUGGGAAAACCAACAGACUGAACAGCUGUGCUGAGUCCUGUAGAAGUGGAGGGAUUGCAGGCUGGGGGCUUGGAAAAGAGAGUCCUAGGAGGCCUCACACCUAAAUCUGAACUCCUGGCUUCUGAGUUUUGAAAUAGGACAGACUUGAGCCCAGGACUCCUAAGUCCCCGGGAGGAAGUCAGGUGAGAGGCUGUUUUUCCAGACACCUGACACAGCUUCCCUUUCCUGGCACUCUGGGGCCACGGGAUGGAAAAAUGGAGAGCCUGGGAUCCCCAGAGCAUUCAGAGAAGGAAAACAGCCAAAGGCCUGGCCCAGUCGCCAGUCCCCACCUCAGCACCUCGAGGCUUCUGGGCUCUAUCUGAAAACCUGACUGUGGUGGAAGGGUCGACAGUUAAGCUGUGGUGUGGCGUCAGGGCCCCCGGCAGUGUGGUGCAGUGGGCUAAGGAUGGGCUGCUUCUGGGUCCAAACCCUAAGAUUCCAGGCUUCCCAAGGUACAGCCUGGAAGGAGACAGUGCUAAAGGUGAGUUCCACCUGCUUAUUGAAGCCUGUGACCUCAGCGAUGAUGCGGAGUACGAGUGCCAAGUCGGCCGCUCCGAGUUGGGUCCCGAGCUCGUGUCUCCCAGCGUAAUCCUCUCCAUCCUAGUUUCCCCCAAGGUGCUUCAGUUAACCCCUGAGGCAGGAAGCACAGUUACCUGGGUAGCUGGACAGGAAUAUGUGGUCACCUGUGUGUCUGGGGAUGCAAAGCCAGCACCUGACAUCAUCUUCAUCCAGGGUGGACGCACGGUAGAGGAUGUCUCCUCCAGCGUGAAUGAGGGAUCAGAGGAGAAACUCUUCUUCACGGAAGCCGAAGCCAGGGUGACACCCCAGAGCUCAGAUAAUGGGCAGCUGCUAGUCUGCGAGGGGUCCAACCCAGCCUUGGCCACUCCCAUAAAGGCUUCGUUCACCAUGAAUAUCCUGUUCCCCCCAGGACCUCCUGUCAUUGAUUGGCCAGGCCUGAAUGAGGGGCAUGUACGGGCAGGGGAGAACCUGGAGCUACCCUGCAUAGCCAGAGGUGGAAAUCCACCUGCGACCCUGCAGUGGCUGAAGAAUGGUAAACCAGUGUCCAUAGCUUGGGGCACAGAGCAUGCCCAGGCAGUGGCUCACAGUGUGCUGGUGAUGACCGUUCGACCUGAAGACCACGGAGCUCGGCUCAGCUGUCAGUCCUACAACAGUGUGUCUGCAGAGACCCAGGAGCGAAGCAUCACUCUGCAGGUCACCUUUCCCCCCAGUGCCGUUACCAUCCUGGGAUCUACAUCACAGUCUGAGAACAAAAAUGUGACCCUUUGCUGCCUUACCAAGUCCAGUCGCCCACGGGUCCUGCUGCGAUGGUGGUUGGGUGGACGGCAGUUGCUGCCCACGGAUGAGACAGUCAUGGAUGGCCUGCAUGGUGGCCACAUCUCCAUGUCCAAUCUGACACUCUUGGUGAAGAGAGAAGACAAUGGCCUGUCCCUCACCUGCGAAGCCUUCAGUGAUGCCUUCAGCAAGGAGACCUUCAAGAAGUCACUCACCUUGAAUGUAAAAUACCCGGCCCAGAAGCUGUGGAUUGAGGGACCCCCAGAGGGGCAGAGCAUCCGGACUGGAACUCGGGUGAGGCUGGUAUGCUUGGCCAUUGGAGGCAACCCAGAGCCCUCCCUCACCUGGCUUAAGGAUUCGCGCCCGGUGAACGAUCCUCGGCAGUCUCAGGAGCCCCGGCGUGUGCAGCUGGGCAGUGUGGAGAAGUCCGGCAGCACUUUCUCCCGCGAGCUGGUGCUGAUCAUAGGCCCGCCGGACAACCUAGCCAAGUUCUCCUGCAAGGCGGGUCAGCUCAGUGCGUCUACGCAGCUGGUGGUGCAGUUCCCCCCAACAAACCUGACCAUCCUGGCCAACUCGUCCGCACUGCGCCCAGGCGACGCCUUGAACUUGACCUGCGUCAGCAUCAGCAGCAACCCUCCAGUUAACUUGUCUUUGGACAAGGAAGGAGAGAGGCUGGACGACGUGGCUGCAAAACCCCAGAGCGCCCCAUUCAAAGGCUCCGCUGCAUCCAGGAGUGUUUUUCUUCGGGUGUCAUCCCGAGACCACGGUCACCGGGUUACCUGCCGGGCCCACAGCGAGGCACUUCGUGAAACCGUGAGCUCUUUCUACCGCCUCAACGUGUUAUACCCUCCAGAGUUCCUGGGAGAGCAAGUGCGGGCAGUGACCGUGGUGGAGCAGGGCCAGGCACUGCUGCCUGUGUCCGUGUCUGCUAACCCCGCCCCCGAGGCCUUCAACUGGACCUUCCGAGGCUACCGCCUCAGCCCAGCUGGGGGUCCCCGGCACCGCAUCCUGUCUGGAGGGGCACUGCAGCUGUGGAAUGUAACCCGAGCUGACGAUGGCUUUUAUCAGCUACACUGCCAGAACUCGGAGGGCACCGCCGAGGCGCUGUUGAAGCUGGACGUGCAUUAUGCUCCCACCAUCCGUGCCCUGAAGGACCCUACUGAGGUGAAUGUUGGGGGUUCUGUGGAUAUAGUCUGCACCGUCGAUGCCAAUCCCAUCCUCCCAGAGAUGUUCAGCUGGGAGAGACUGGGGGAAGACGAGGAGGAACUGAACCUGGACGACAUGGAGAAGAUGUCAAAGGGAUCCACAGGGCGUCUGCGGAUUCGCCAGGCCAAGCUGUCCCAGGCUGGCGCUUACCAGUGCAUCGUGGACAACGGGGUGGCUCCCGCAGCCAGAGGACUGGUUCGUCUUGUUGUCCGAUUUGCCCCCCAGGUGGAUCAUCCUACUCCCCUGACGAAAGUGGCUGCUGCUGGGGACAGCACCAGCUCAGCCACACUCCACUGCCGUGCCCGGGGGGUCCCCAACAUCGACUUCACUUGGACCAAAAAUGGGGUCCCUCUGGAUCUCCAAGACCCCAGGUACACAGAGCACAAGUACCACCAGGGUGUGGUCCACAGCAGCCUCCUGACCAUUGCUAAUGUGUCUGCAGCCCAGGACUAUGCCCUCUUCAAAUGCACAGCCACCAAUGCCCUUGGUUCAGACCACACCAACAUCCAGCUCGUCAGCAUCAGCCGUCCUGACCCUCCACUGGGGCUGAAGGUUGUGAGCGUGAGCCCUCACUCGGUAGGACUGGAGUGGAAACCUGGCUUUGAUGGGGGUCUGCCUCAGAGGUUCCAAAUCAGGUAUGAGGCCCUCGAGAGCCCAGGAUUCCUCUACAUGGAUGUCCUGCCUGCACAGGCCACCACCUUCACACUGACUGGGCUGAAGCCUUCUACACGGUACAGGAUCUGGCUGUUGGCCAGCAAUGCCCUGGGGGACAGUGGAUUGACGGACAAGGGGAUCCAGGUCUCCAUCACUACCCCAGGCCUGGACCAGGCUCCUGAAGACACAGACCAGCCGCUGCCCACAGAGCAGCCUCCGGGACCCCCGAGGCUGCCCCUGCUGCCUGUGCUCUUUGCGGUUGGUGGUCUUCUGUUGCUUUCCAAUGCCUCCUGUGUUGGGGGACUCCUCUGGCGGAGAAGACUGAGGCGCCUUGCUGAGGAGAUCUCAGAGAAGACAGAGGCAGGGUCGGAGGAGGAUCGAAUCAGGAAUGAAUAUGAGGAGAGUCAGUGGACUGGGGACCGGGACACAAGAAGCUCCACGGUUAGCACAGCAGAAGUGGACCCACACUACUACUCCAUGAGGGACUUCAGUCCCCAGCUUCCCCCAACACUGGAAGAGGUGUCAUAUCGCCAAGCCUUCACAGGUAUUGAAGAUGAGGACAUGGCCUUCCCCGGACACCUGUAUGACGAGGUGGAGAGAGUCUAUGGCCCACCUGGGGUCUGGGGACCCCUCUAUGAUGAAGUACAAAUGGACCCCUAUGACCUUCGCUGGCCUGAGGUCAAAUAUGAGGACCCAAGGGGAAUCUACGACCAGGUGGCGGCAGACAUGGAUGCUGGGGAGCCUGGUUCUCUGCCCUUUGAGCUGAGGGGACAUCUGGUGUGAGACUCUUCACGACACCUGUUUCCUACAGCCUUGGAGAAGACCUGAGGAAAUCCGUACAAAUGACAAGAAGACUCCAGCUGACAUCUGGGAUGACCAAGACUCCUUUCAUUGUAAUGGGGCUUCUCCCAAGAGACACAAUCAUUUGGAAAUGACAUUUGAACAAUGAAAAUCUAUUUAGGGAUCAUUAUACUUUUCAAAAGUAAAAAUUUUAGAAGUAGGAAAGAUCUAUUAAAAAUCCUAUUCCAAGGGGCUGGAGAGAUGGCUCAGUGGUUAAGAGCACUGACUGCUCUUCCAGAGGUCCUGAGUUCAAUUCCCAGCAACCACAUGGUGGCUCACAACCAUCCUUAAUGAGAUAUGAUGCCCAUUUCUGGUGUGUCUGAAGACAGUUACAGUAUACUCAUAUACAUAAAAUAAAUAAAUCUUUAAAAAAUUUCUGUUCCAAGCCAAAGGAUGCCCCAGUGGGAGAACAUAUGUUUAGCACGUGUGAGAUUUUGGGUUGCAGGUUGCAGCCAGCCCUGGCAUUACAUGCACAUACAAAGCUGGACAUGCUGACCCAUCCCUGUCAUCCCAGCUCUGUGGGAGGCUGAGGCAGGGGAAGCACAAGUUCAAAGCCACUUAGGAACUGGAAAGAUGGGUCAAGAGUUGAGAGCUCUAACAGUAGCUACUGCCCUUGCAGAGGCCCUGACUUUGGUUCCCAGCACCCAGAUCAGGUGGCUCACCGUCACAUUUUCAUCCCUAGGGAAUUUGAUGCUUUCUUCUGACCUCCAGGAGCACCUGCACUCCUGUACACAUAGACACAUAUAUACACAAUUACAAAUAAGAUAAAUCCAACCUGUGUGGUGGCCCACACCUUUAAUCCUAGCAGAAUUUGAGAAGCAGAAGCAGGGGGGAUUUCUAUAAGUUUAAGGCUUACAACUUAGUGAGUUUUGAGCUACAUAGUGAAACCCCGACUCAAAUGUUAAUUUUAAAAGCUUCAGAAUUAAAAGGGGGCAUGACUCAGUGGUAGAGCCCCUGCCUAGAAUCCCCCAGUGAGGGGCUGGGGGCGUGGCUCAGUGGUAGAGCCCCUGCCUGGAAUCCCCCAGUGAGGGGCUGGGAUGUGGCUCAGUGGUAGAGCCCCUGCCUAGAAUCCCCAGUGAGAGGCUGGGGGCGUGGCUCAGUGGUAGAGCACUUGCCUGGCAUGCUCAAAGCUCUGAAUUCUAUCCCAAAAACAAAACAAAAACCCCAGUCCAUUUUAAGUUCAGUUACAUAUGAAAUAGUUAAUAUUAAUAAGCAAAAUUAUAGACCAUUGUCAGAUCUCAGCUGGUUUUGUUUUAUUUUCCACAGUUUGUGAAACAUAAACGAACUGAUGCAUGCAAGAAGGAACAUAUUGUAGCAAAAGGAUAUAGUUGUCAAAGAAUGGACAUUUAUGGGCAAAGCUUAGAGACCACGCACUAGUGUAUACUUAGAAUUAGAGGGUAUGGUAACUUCAAUUUAUUUUCAAAAUUAAAAAAAUGCACGUUUAUAGAUACAGAAAAGGGUGAGCUCAGACUCAAAUGUUGACACUGGAGGAAUGUAGGUAAUGCAGAAUGAAAGUUAAAAUUGAAGAGUUGAUGGACCGAUAAGUGAUGACGUCACAGAAGCAAGAACACAAUUGGCGGCUGGGUCUUAGGGGCCGUGGAAUUCUAGAUGUUCCACUUUGGAAAAAAAAUAUUCAGAACACACUUAUUUGCUUGUCUCUCUGUGUGUGUGUGUGUGUGCACGCGCGUGCCACAUAUACACGCCCACACGCCUGACAGUGUAUGCCACACAAAAUAAAUAAAAUGUAAAAAUUAAAGAGUA